Salvia splendens (bonfire salvia) is the source of this 2295-nucleotide messenger RNA. RefSeq names its product Peptidase C78, ubiquitin fold modifier-specific peptidase 1/ 2. The record is from RefSeq and is a predicted model, not a curated record. Gene Ontology annotation, molecular function: deUFMylase activity. Lineage: Eukaryota; Viridiplantae; Streptophyta; Magnoliopsida; Lamiales; Lamiaceae. Bases 83 to 2119 code for a protein of 678 amino acids. The transcript has 13 exons.
UGCGAGUCCAAUGAAGUAGCAAGUGGUAAACACUGAUUCAGGUUAUUAUUCACUUCGACGGUGCGACCCCAUAUUUUCAUAGAUGGGCACUCAGAGCUUCGCCGGAAUCCGGAUUCUUUGCCGCAAUCUGUUGCUUUUGAGGGAAGGAUCCGGCGUCCAAUGGCUGAUCGGCUCGCCCUUCUUCCCUUUGCCAACCAUCGUCUCCACCGUCCGCUGCCUCCACACUCUUCCCUCCAAUCCCCUCUUUCCUGACCUAGCUAAGGAAUUAGAUGAUAUCAGAAGCCUGAUUCCGAGGGGCUUUGAAGUGAUCGGAGCAUUGGUUGUUCACGAUAAGGAUGGAACGAAGGCAGAAAAGGUAGCAGGUGAUGCUAUUUCAGCUGUUGGGAGUUUUAGGAAAGCCCAGUAUGGUAAUGACCGUGAAGAUCCAGUUUUGAUUGGAGCUGUACUGGAUCUCAAUAGUAGCAAUAGCGAGCGUGAUCUUCAGUUUUUCAUAUCUAGCACAGGAACUUCAUAUAAGUUGGAAAAAGUUAGCAGUGUCGUUUAUGUGGAUCAGCCCGAGAAGGAAGUCUGGGAGAGAGGUUGUUUAGUUUGUUGCGAACUUCCUCUGAAAUUGCCCUUGUAUUAUGUGUCAGACAAUGCAAAUGGUGAAGCUCUAGCUCUCUCUCUAUAUCUCUCCCUCAGCAAUGCAUUUGCUGCGGAGGGUGCAUAUGCACAAGCUAUUACAGCCGUGGAAAGAAAACUUCUAGACCCACAAGUUGCAUACAUCAUUGAAGCCCAAGAUAGAUCUUCAUCUGGUGGACCUCAGCCUGUCAUUCUUCAUGGUUUCGAGUUGGAUCCUGCAGCUGAGGAUCUCCCUGAAAAUGCCGUUAAUGCUGUUAUACUGGAAUCAGAUGAAGACUCCUUCGCAAAGUCUCGUACCUGCUCAUACUUUUUAUCAGAAACUAAGGAUAUCACAUCCUUUAACUCUGUGGAGGAGAAUGCAGAUAAAAUUAUAGUCAGCGUCAUGUUUAAUGGAUCUAAAAGUAAUGUCGAACCUGCUGCUCCGAUUGCUGAAUACUUUCCAGCACUUGGAGAAGCUAAACUGCUGGUUGUAAAUCAUAAACUAGAAGUGUUAUCCUACUGUACAAAGGAUCUGCGGUUGGCAGAUAUUAUCUCAAAGUUAAUUAUCCCUGGAUUAGUUGAUCAGCUACACUCAUUAAAGAACAAGAUAUUGCCAGAUCUCCUAACACAGCAGCUACAGCUAAGGCCAUACCACUUCAUGCCUCCCGCCUUUCUACAUCCAAUCACUGUUGUGUACGAGCUCAGCUAUGGGGAGACAGAAAUGAAGCAAGUUGAAGCUCGAAGAUCCCUUCACUUGAGGCUAGGGUUGCCAUUUGAUCGCCCUCUUUUGAGGAUUGCUAAUGCAAUAAAUUUAUCGUCAAUAAAGGACAACACUAGGGGCAAAUCAAAUCCAAAGGUGGGCUCCUCUUUGCUUAAAGAUGUUCAUCAUGGUAUUCCAAGCAGCGGAGUAUCUGGUGGCCAUGUCUCUUUAAUCCAGGGUUCCUAUGAAUAUUAUCAUUACCUUCAAGAUGGGUUUGAUGAUUCGGGCUGGGGUUGUGCUUACCGCUCUCUGCAAACAAUUGUUUCAUGGUUCAAGCAACAACACUAUACUUCCAUUGAUGUCCCCUCACAUAGAGAAAUACAGCAGUCACUAGUCGAGAUUGGUGAUAAGGACCCUUCCUUCAUUGGGUCACGUGAAUGGAUUGGCGCCAUCGAGUUAAGUUUUGUUUUGGACAAGCUACUUGGAGCCAGUUGCAAAGUUAUCAACGUGAGGUCCGGAUCUGAGCUCCCGGAGAAAUGCAGGGAGCUCGCCUUGCAUUUUGAGACGCAAGGCACACCCAUCAUGAUCGGAGGAGGUGUUCUGGCUUAUACGCUAUUGGGGGUCGACUACAAUGAAACAAGUGGAGAUUGUGCGUUUCUCAUACUCGACCCUCACUACACAGGCAAUGAGGACCUGAAGAAGAUAGUGAAUGGCGGGUGGUGUGGAUGGAAGAAGUCGGUCGAUAACAAAGGGAAGCAUUUCUUCUUGCACGAUAAGUUCUACAAUCUUUUGCUUCCCCAAAGACCUGACAUGGUAUAACCGGGUUACUACGGCUACUUGCUACUUUUUCUUUCUAUAACUUCAAAAUCGGAAUUCUCUUCUACAAUUGGUUGAUGAAUCCUUCUCUGGAAAACGUAGUUUUUGUAUCAAACUUUCCUAGAAAAUUACUUACGUUUCUUAUAAUUGUGAAACAUCGUAUUUGUCUUUUCUUUUCA